Molecule: messenger RNA, 1122 nt
Organism: Neocloeon triangulifer
Lineage: Eukaryota; Metazoa; Arthropoda; Insecta; Ephemeroptera; Baetidae
Product: ras-related and estrogen-regulated growth inhibitor
Exons: 4
Coding region: 103-810 (235 amino acids)
Molecular function (GO): GTPase activity; GTP binding
Source: RefSeq, a predicted model, not a curated record
CCCGCGGCAGCCGGUGUCUUAGUUCGCGUCGCAGAUGUGCGGACGCGACCAUGCAGCUCGUUUCGUGCUGGGGUCGUCGAUAGUGAAGAGUCGUGAGGUAGAAUGAACAUUCGGCGGAAAAAGUCCGGCCUGACCGAAGUGAAAGUCGCGGUCGUCGGAGCGUCCGGUGUUGGAAAAACAGCCCUGACUGUACGGUUUCUGACCAAGAGGUACAUCGGCGAGUAUGAUCAUCAGAAUGAGACGCGGUACAAGCACGAGACGAUGGUGGACUCGGACACGGUGGUCUUCGAGAUCGUGGACACCUGUCCGUCCCGCUCGUCGUCUUUGACGGCCAACGGCGGCGGCCACCAACUGUGCAGCCUCGAGACGGCCUCCUGGGCCGACGGAUUCGUGUUUGUUUACGCGAUCACGGACAAAAGUUCACUGGACUCACUGCGCCUCGCGAGACAACAAAUCAAGGAGGCCAGGGUGACCAGCAGGGGUACCAACUGGCCAGCGCCCUGCGUGCUCGUCGCCGCCAAAGCUGACCUUGUGCACUUCAGACAAGUGUCGAUGGAUGAAGGGGAGCAGUUGGCUCACGACUGGGAAUGCACCUACCUCGAAGUGGCCGCAGCUGAAGAGGUACAAUCGUCGACGGCCGUUUUCCAAACACUUUGCCGCGAAGUGCUGGCAGCUCGAAGACGCGGCAAGCAGAGUCUCUUGGACAGAAUGUUCGCCUCGGCCAAAAGUGCCACUUCGACAAAAGCGACCACCUCCAACAGCCCCCGAUUCUAUGCCAGGGGCAAGAGCGACAGUGCCCUUCCUCCGUGAAAUGAAGAAAAGGUGAUUUGUCCGAAUCAUUCCUGCAAAUUCGGUAUGCAACUUGUACUACUGCAGAACCGCGUGUGUUGCAUAUAGAUCCAGUGAGAACUGGUCACUUCUUUCAGUAAAAAAUUAUAUCGCGCUGUGAGAGACUGUUAAUUAUGAGGAUUGUGUACAUAUUUAUAUUGCUAACUAUUUGUAAAUCUGCUGGGCUGCUAAAAUUAAAUUGCGAGCAAUGCUAUAAAUUUUAAUCUCAUUUAAUUUCAUAACAUCAAUAAACCACUUUUUAACUUAAUAUUCAUUACAAGUUUGGCAUGGAUU